AUGAUAUCCUCACUGCUAUUUCGAAUGUCUAGGGAUCUAGAUAUUCGUUGUGUUUUUUGGAAGGACAUAUUUCCAAACUCGAAGUUUCAGUUUUUUUGCUUGUCACGAUUGACUGCUAAGUUUGGUUCUAACUUCGAUCUGGAAAUAUUAUUAAAUUUUCUUCAGAGCUGUCCAAAAAUAGAAUCUCUCAUCUUGAUGAUAUGGGAUCAACCUAGGGUUUAUAGUGAAGAUAGAGAAGCAAAUGAGAUGUCAUCGACAGUGCCUCCAUGUUUGGUAUCAUCGCUCAAGUUUGUGGAAUUGAUACGUCCGAUCUCAGAGUAUGAAGGAAAAAUGAUAUUAGUUGGGUAUUUUCUGAAGAAUUCAACAAUCCUUGAGAAACUGACGCUAAGGCUUUGUGAUUGCAAUAGCAUAGAGGCAAAUGAUGUCACCCGCAAAGAAAUCCUUGCAAUGCCAAGAUGCUCGACCACUUGCGAAGUCCUGGUUCUUUAA
Thlaspi arvense is the source of this 489-nucleotide messenger RNA. Lineage: Eukaryota; Viridiplantae; Streptophyta; Magnoliopsida; Brassicales; Brassicaceae. The record is from the annotation of a GenBank genome assembly.